AUGAUACGCCCUGCAAAUGCGACAGCUCAACAAAUGGAAGAAUUCUUGGCUCUCAUCACUUUCAACAACCACUUCUUCCGAAUCGCUGCCAUGGAGAUAGUUGAACUUCGACACGACCAGUCUCAUGUAGAGGAUCCAUCUUGGUCGGCACAAUUGAAAAUGCUUUGUUCCGAAACAAAAACAUAUCGGCCACUCCCUCCUCAAGUUACACGCGUCCACGAUGAGCAUGACUUGGUGAAGAAGUCGUUUGCCGGUAGAUUUCAGGGUGUCUUGCAUCCGUUCCGAAAAGAUUCUGUCGAUCCUGACACCGCCAUGUUGGCAACAUUCGCCGGAGACUUAGUCGCCGUUCUGUAUACUGGCUCCUUCCGCAUCCGCAGAGACGAAGCAUUCAUGAACUUCAUCCGGACCAAUCAUGCCAGGGGAAAAAGACCAGUCGCUGAGACUCUGUCGAACCAGGAUGAAGGUAUCCCAUCAUCACGCGAAGUGGCUAUGUCAGAUGCUCAGGACGAGGCUCAACAAAGCCCAGAAUCAGACAGCAGCUAUGAUAGUCCACUGGUUGGCCCCAACAAACGCCGCAAGCUUUCCUCAAACAGACAUUGA
Molecule: messenger RNA, 600 nt
Organism: Exophiala oligosperma
Lineage: Eukaryota; Fungi; Ascomycota; Eurotiomycetes; Chaetothyriales; Herpotrichiellaceae
Exons: 1
Coding region: 1-600 (199 amino acids)
Source: RefSeq, a predicted model, not a curated record